This is a messenger RNA of Rhineura floridana, 1102 nucleotides long. RefSeq lists its product as uncharacterized. The transcript has 4 exons. The record is from RefSeq and is a predicted model, not a curated record. Bases 179 to 1102 code for a protein of 307 amino acids. NCBI's taxonomy places the organism in Eukaryota, Metazoa, Chordata, Lepidosauria, Squamata, Rhineuridae.
CCAGAGUGGGAAAAAUGUUGUUGUACGAUGCAAUUACUGCCUUCCAAGGAUCAAAAAUCUGAGAUCAGCUGUUUCCUCCUCAUCCAAUGUGAAGAAACAUUUUGAGAGGGCACACCCUGAGAAGCUGAGAGCAAUUGAAGAAGCAAUAAAGGCAAGGAGACGUGGCCUUCCUGAACCAAUGCAUGACACCCCUCCUCCCAAAAUGCUGAAGCAGCAGCAGACAACCCUUGAGAGGUGGGGAUCUGGCAGGGAGCCUGUCACCCAGAGCAGUCUCGACAGGAGAAUCAUUGAUUUCAUUGUAGAGGAGACAUUACCACUUCAGACUGUGGACAAACCAUCAUUCAUUAAUCUGGUUCGCAUUGGACUCCCCAAAGAUCUCACCAUCAUAUGUGCCAAGACUCUGAGAGACAGAAUUGAGAAGAGAGCAUGCCACAUGAGAGAAACUCUUGCAAACCGAAUGGGUGCUGUGGCAUAUAUAGCAACCACUGCAGAUUGUUGGACCAAUGGCAAGAAGAGUUACUUUGGGGUAACAGCCCACUGGAUCAACCCAACUACCCUGAAACGUGAGGUCGGGGCCUUGGCUUGUAAGCGUCUGAAGGGGUGCCAUACAUACGAUGUCCUUUCAAAAGCACUGCAUGAUGUACAUGUGCAGUACAGGAUCCACAACAAAGUUAUGUGCACUACUACAGACAAUGGCUCCAACUUUGUGAAAGCGUUCAGAGUUUUCAUGGCCAAAGAACCAGUGGAAGCUGCAGGCACCAGUGACGAUGAUGGUGAUAACCAGGAAGAGGAGGUGCUCUGCACUUUCCUUGCAAGAGAGGCCUCCAUGAAAUUUGAGAACUGCCAGCUUGUGGCCCCCGUUAUUAAGGAUGAGACCGAUGUGGAGCCCUGCUGCUGGAUGACCAACCAGCAGCACCGUGAUGCCGAGGAGGCGCUAGACAUCUUCGAGGUGCCCGACCUCAUCACCGGCAAGCCACCCCCCAAACCCAACAAUGACAAUGAGCUGGCCGCCAAGCACCUGGGCAUCGAGUACGUGGGUGCCAUCGGUGCCUCCUCCUCCUCCGCUGCCAAUGGCUCCCCCCUCAACGGCAAGGGCGGCUGA